UAUUCAAUAGCUCUCCCAUGUCUAUUGGUACCUAUCAGGGGCGGACUGACCAUUUGGAAACUCGGGCACUGCCCGAGGGCCCGGGGUCAGUAGGGGGCCCCAUGAGAUGCCCCUGGUACCUUUUUCAUAGGCUUUUUUGAGUGUGGGCAAGGACACAGCGGUCUCAUGAUCCCCUAUUGCCUGGGGGCCCCAUGAGUUGUCAGUCCACCCCUGGUACCUAUUGCUCAUAGGACAGUCAGAGCAGAAUGAAAACGCCUCCUACAAGCUUUAACCAGUGCUCAGCAG
Messenger RNA from Staurois parvus, 285 nucleotides. Lineage: Eukaryota; Metazoa; Chordata; Amphibia; Anura; Ranidae. The record is from the annotation of a GenBank genome assembly.